UUUAGGGCCGUGAGCUGGUCCAAUUGGUGCGGGUGACUUUGAAUUUAUUUGUCUGUUUAUCUCCUUGGUUCAGUUUCAGACAAAAAAAGUUGAAACGGCAAACGAGUGGCAACUGUAGGAGGAAGAAGAGGAGAAAAUGCUGGUUCUGAGCUCUCCAAACGGGCCUCUGUCAGCCAGGAGAUGUACGCUUUCAUCCCCUUCACCUCUCAAAUUCGUGGCCAAGCCAACUUCCACUCCCUUCUCCUACCCCUUCUUCAUCCCCAUCUCCAAACGCCGACUCCGUCUCCCCAUUGCCAAAGCCGAUGGCGGUCUCGAUUCAGCCUCUGCUACUAAACCUUCUUCAAUCUCUCCUCCUCCUCCCUUCCCCAAUGAAGAUACCGUUCUCGUCGGUCAAGACACUGUCCCUCUCGAGGGCGUUAUCCAGUUCGAUAAACCCAAUUUUUCUUCCCGUCUCCGCAGAUGGGGUCGUCUGGGUUUACUUGCAGGUGGGGAUGUACUGGCGUUGUUAUUGUUCUCUGCAAUUGGAAGAUUCAGUCAUGGGUUUCCUGUCCUCGGCAUUGAAACUUUGCGUACUGCUGACCCUUUUAUUGCCGGAUGGUUUUUGAGUGCA
Messenger RNA from Carica papaya (papaya), 610 nucleotides. Lineage: Eukaryota; Viridiplantae; Streptophyta; Magnoliopsida; Brassicales; Caricaceae. The record is from RefSeq and is a predicted model, not a curated record.